This is a messenger RNA of Symphalangus syndactylus (siamang), 1175 nucleotides long. RefSeq names its product INO80 complex subunit E (gene INO80E). Gene Ontology annotation, cellular component: Ino80 complex; nucleus. The record is from RefSeq and is a predicted model, not a curated record. NCBI's taxonomy places the organism in Eukaryota, Metazoa, Chordata, Mammalia, Primates, Hylobatidae. Gene Ontology annotation, biological process: chromatin remodeling.
AGCGUUUCCGGAAGUGGAGGCGUGAGCGGCAGGGCAGUGCCUGCUUGGGGUAGCGGGAGGGCAGACUCUGGGCACCACUCCCGGGCCGGUCAUGAACGGGCCGGCGGACGGCGAAGUGGACUACAAAAAAAAAUACCGGAAUCUGAAGCGGAAGCUCAAGUUCCUCAUCUACGAGCACGAGUGCUUCCAGGAGGAGCUGAGGAAAGCGCAAAGGAAAUUACUGAAGGUGUCCCGGGACAAGAGUUUCCUCCUAGACCGACUUCUGCAGUACGAGAACGUGGAUGAAGACUCUUCGGACUCAGAUGCCACUGCAUCAUCAGAUAACAGCGAGACAGAGGGGACACCCAAGCUGUCUGACACACCGGCCCCUAAGAGGAAGAGAAGCCCUCCGCUGGGGGGGGCCCCCUCUCCCUCCAGCCUCUCCCUGCCUCCUUCAACAGGGUUUCCCCUUCAGGCCUCCGGGGUCCCCUCCCCAUACCUGAGCUCGCUGGCCUCCCCCCGCUACCCCCCAUUCCCUUCUGACUACCUGGCCCUGCAGCUGCCCGAGCCCAGUCCCCUGAGGCCCAAGCGGGAGAAACGGCCCCGCCUGCCCCGGAAACUCAAGAUGGCGGUGGGACCCCCCGACUGCCCUGUGGGAGGGCCGCUGACCUUCCCUGGCCGGGGUUCUGGGGCUGGGGUCGGGACAACCCUGACCCCCCUCCCACCCCCCAAGAUGCCCCCCCCCACGAUCCUGAGCACGGUCCCCCGGCAGAUGUUCAGCGACACAGGUAGCGGGGACGAUGCCUUGGAUGGAGACGAUGACCUGGUGAUCGACAUCCCGGAGUGACCGCGACAUCACGCCAUGCCCACCACGGCCCCACCCGGCGCCCUCCCUGUGCCAGCACACACAAGCCCAGCUUCCUCGGAGGUGUUUAUUGACGCCCAGCUGCCAUGCUCCGGCCACUGACACAACCAGAAAAGGCGUAAACAUGCACGGGUGUCCCCCAGGAGGGUGGCAGGGGCCCUGCCUUCAAACCCCGGCCCCCUCCAGGGGACAGUUAUUUAAACGAGUGGCCGGGAGCAUCUGCCACCUGCUGGGGAGGCAGAGACCCUGCGAUGGCCACCUCUUUAAAAGGGCAGCUGUACAGGGCUAGGUUUUUUCAGUGAAGUUUCUGUAUUAAAGGAGUGGCUCUGGG